AAGAAUUUGCGCUCUGUAAACGAAUGAUUUUCGUAUCGAAGUAGUUAUUGUGAAAUUAUUAUAUAUUUAUUUUAUUUAAAUUAUGAAUCCAAACGAUGCAAGGGAACGUACAACGCCGUUUCCUGGACCAGAUGCCCGUAAUAAACCACAACCGUACAAAUUCACCCCCGAUGAGAUUAGAGUGUUAAGAGAAUGUAAUAAGGAAAGUUUUUACCAAAGAUGUAUUCCAUUUAGUAUAUUACUAGGUGGAGGCACGUAUUUCGGUGUCAAAACAGGUAGAUUUGCACCACAUCCAAGAUUUGGUGCUUACCCCAAAGUUACCGUUGCUGCUCUGAUAGGAUAUUUUUUGGGAAAAUUCUCAUAUCAUCAAAAGUGUACUGAGAAAUUCAUGUCCUUACCUAAUAGCCAAAUAGGACGAAUGUUAAAAGCUCGUAAAGAGGGAACUCUUCAAGAAAAUUUAGAAUCAGGUUAUACACCUGCAAUAUCCCUAAGUCCCUUUAGUGGUAUGUCUGAAACUUACACUGACAUCUCACCACCUAAUAGAGAUUUUGAUUAUGAUACCAGGCCGCCACCUGAAGGUUUAGAUGAUUCUUUUCGGCCAUCAGUAGACAAUCCAAUUGUAAUUCGUGAAGAGGAAAUGCCACCUGAACAAAAACAUGAGACAACAUACGAAGAACUGAGAAAGAAAAAUCGCGAAGAGUAUGAACAAAGGAGGAUUCUGAAUGCUAGAGAUCCCUCUAGGACUGCCUCUCCGCAACCAAGCCAAAGGCCACCAUUAAGAAAUGAGGAUGUAAAUGAGGAGUCCAAAAAGGCUUCGGGGCUUAAAAAUAAAUAUGGGGACGUAUGGGGUUGAGAAAAGAAAAUAAAAUAAAUGUUAAUGUGCAUUUUGUAAAGUAAUAGUGAUGAUUGUAAGAGUAUGAAGUUCUGAACUGCUUAUACAAAUAUAUACAUAUAUUGUUCUUAAAUAGAAGAUAAUAAAGUUUCUAGUAGUAAUA
Molecule: messenger RNA, 995 nt
Organism: Sitophilus oryzae (rice weevil)
Lineage: Eukaryota; Metazoa; Arthropoda; Insecta; Coleoptera; Curculionidae
Gene: asrij
Product: OCIA domain-containing protein 1
Exons: 6
Coding region: 83-853 (256 amino acids)
Cellular component (GO): endosome
Source: RefSeq, a predicted model, not a curated record